AUCAUGAUAUGUAAAUUAGUUGGUCGGGUAAACUCAGUCAGGGCUGAGAGAUGAGCUAGAAGUCAGUACGCGGUCAGUCGGCAUGCCAAGGGGGCCUGUACCCACUCUUUUAGUAAUUUUUUUGUGGAUACUUCAAAAUCGCAAUGUCUCCAUCGGUAUCCCCUCGGUUUUUCUCUGAGAAGGAGGUAGCCAAUCAUUGCACUAAAAACUCAUGUUGGGUAUUAACGGGGACGAGGAUUUAUGAUGUGACGGGAUUCCUUCGAAUGCACCCGGGUGGAGAGGCUCUGAUAUUAAGCCGGUCAGGGAAUGAUAUCAGUCCGGAGAUGGAGGGACCCCCACACCGGCACUCCGAGAAUGCAAGGCGAUGGAUGGAACAAUACUACAUCGGAGAGCUGGACACAGACGGUAGUGCCGAUGAAACACAGACGGUGAGGGAGAGGAGGAAGACUCAGGAGCACACAGUGGAUGAGGAGCCUUCACCCCUCAGCAAAUGCAGUCAAGUCGACCUGGACACAGACCUGGUGGACUGGCGGAAGCCCCUGGCCUGGCAGGUGGGAAACCUGGGAGAGAAAUACGACACCUGGGUGCACCAGCCUGUGGAUCGGCCCAUUCGCCUGUUUGGGAACGAGUUCAUGGAGGCCAGCACCAAGACAUCCUGGUAUAUGGUCCCUGCUGUGUGGAUGCCACUGGUGUUCUAUCUCAGCUGGUACUGCUACACCACCCUGGCUCAGGAGACAACCAGACUGUUCGCCAGCACAGACUAUUCCUUCCUGGUGCACAAGUACAGCUUUCCACUCAUCUUCGUGAUUGGCAUGGUCAUGUGGACCUUCAUCGAAUAUUGCAUCCAUCGCUUUGUCUUCCACAUGCGCCCGCCCGUCCACAACUAUUACCUCAUCACCAUUCACUUCCUGUUGCACGGACAGCAUCAUAAGUCUCCCUACGAUGGCACCCGCCUGGUCUUUCCUCCUUGCCUGGCCUCAGUGGUGAUAGGCAGCUUCUACCUGCUGCUGACCAAGGCCUUUCCCGAGGCCCUAGGGGUGUCCCUGUUUGUGGGGGGGCUGUUUGGGUACGUGGUGUACGACAUGAUCCACUACUACCUUCACUACGGCUCCCCCCAGAAAAACUCCUACCUGUACAGCCUCAAGGCAUACCACGUCAAGCACCACUUUGAACACCAAAGAGCAGGUUUUGGAAUCAGCACCACAUUGUGGGACUAUCCGUUCAACACAGUGAUCCCUGAACAGACCUUUUAGAAGACCCAACUUACUCUACUCUCUAACGGGGGGCGACCUUCGCCCAUCCCUCUUAUACCUGGCAAUCAACCCCUUCAAUGACCCCAUAUACCCUUUGGCCCCAGCCUCUCCCUAUAAACCACCACCAAUCAGUCUGUCAGUCUGUCUGUCUGGCUCACUGCUUCGGUGCUGCUGCUCUCCUCUUCGAACAAAACACAACACACUUCUCCAAUAUGUUCCACCUGCCAGUCAAAGAAGAAAGGUAUAUUUUCAGAACUGGUGGGAUGGAGGGUCGGGGUGAGGGUUUAAAUGUUCUUUAUUGAUUCUGUAUGUUUUGUUUAUAAUGGACAAAAUGAUCAAAUUAAGAUUAUAUGACUAUGAUGCAGUAAGGAGGAUGAACUUACAUGCAGUCCCAGGUUCUAACAGUCAACAUCCCACAAGAGACCGUAGAGCCAAACUCAACUCGGGACCUUGAAGUCAGUUCCACUGGCUUUUUUCAUUGUUCCCCUAUAAUCAGGGGCUGAUUUAGACCUGGGACACCAGGUGGAGGCAAUUAAUUAUCAGGCAGAACAAAUAAAACAGCAGGCUCCUGACCUCGUUGGGUAAGAGUUUAAUAACCCUGCAGUAGAGAGAGACUGUAAAGUGAGCAAGAGAGUGUGAAUGUGGAAGAGAGAGGAUAUUGAGUGAUGUUUAGGAUGGUGAAAGUUAAGAGAUUACACUUGUCGUUAUAUAAGCUGUCCAGGUUUAUACCUUUAAGAAAAUUCAGGAAAGUCCCUUCUCUAUCCCUGGAGUGUUUAUGCUGCAGAAUGCUCCCCUCUGUUCUAGAGGUCAAGCGUUACUAAUACCUGUAGUAACGCUUAGUAACGUUGUUAUGGGGACUUAACCCCAUUCUCACCAUUAUAUCACAGCUAUGCUGUUUUGACACAGAAAAACGCUGUUGACAGCAUGUGCUCACCUAAUUCACUGAUGGUUAGUCUGUAGUGUCUUGCUUAAACUGGGGCAUUUCCAAUUAAAAUAUGUGGGAAGGUAUGGAGGGAGCUGAUUAAGUCUUUCACUAUGUUCAGACUAAUUUAUAUUUCUACAUAAUGUCUAUUUGUAUUCAGUAAUGGUAUGACUAAAUGUAUAGAAAUAUUUGUACAAAUAGAGAUACUGCUGCAUCUUUCUAUCUCUCUCCUAUACACUCUGACUUGUUGUUGAUAUGUCAAAUGAAGCUUCAGAAUGAGUUGAUGUUCUACGAUCGAUGUGUAUUUAUUGAUAGAUGGAUGGAUGGAUACAUGUUGUCAUGGAUACAGAGACAGAACACUGAGGGCAUGAGGCCGGUCUACCACGUCUCCUGCUGUAGGGAGGAACACAUGGCUACAGAAUGAAGCUGAUAAGGACUCCGCUAUAUGUUCCCGUGCUUCUCUCUGCAUGUAGGAUGACGAUCUUGCAUCAGACUAAAUUACAGGAGGCCUUCAGUUCAGUUCCAGGCCGAUCCUCGACUGUUCUGACUACUUUUCUAUCCUAAAGUUUCUAUCCUUUUUAUCAUCUUCUGCAUUCCAUGUGUUUUUGGUAAUUACCUUAUUCCCCCUUUAAUUUGUCCUUUGGGUGUGAAGCCACUACAGAUAAGCCCAAAUACUCCUACAGUUUCUCAGGGGACCAUGGAGAGACUGUGACAGGGGACUGGGGCCUCACAAAGUACAUGGGGGUGAUUUAUAUGCCAAGAGAAUAAUUCUUCAUCACAUAAAUAUGUGUAAUCCAGCAUUUGCUUUACUGUAUAAAAUGCUCCUCCUUGCAGUCAUUUACAGUUGAAGUCAGAAGUUUACAUACACCUUAGCCAAAUACAUUUAAACUCAGUUUUUCACAA
Molecule: messenger RNA, 3078 nt
Organism: Coregonus clupeaformis (lake whitefish)
Lineage: Eukaryota; Metazoa; Chordata; Actinopteri; Salmoniformes; Salmonidae
Product: fatty acid 2-hydroxylase-like
Exons: 7
Coding region: 144-1253 (369 amino acids)
Biological process (GO): lipid biosynthetic process; fatty acid metabolic process
Cellular component (GO): endoplasmic reticulum; membrane
Molecular function (GO): heme binding; iron ion binding; fatty acid 2-hydroxylase activity
Source: RefSeq, a predicted model, not a curated record